AAUCAAUCAGUUCAACCCCAUCGUCAAUAUGAAGGAUAACGUUACCCCGCUGUAUACUAGCCCUCAACUGGGCGCCAGGGUCUCGACAUAUUCCGAGCAGCAUUCGACGCCGCUGCCCAAGUACAUCAGCGACUACCACGCCCAUAUCUCCUCCACUCGUGAUGAUUCAGAGUACUUGAGCUCUGGCUUCCAAUCCCAAUUCAAUAUCUUCCUUGCCAAGUCCAUCGGUGCCAAGAGAGUCCUUGAGAUUGGCGUCUAUGCCGGAUUCUCUGCCCUUGUCUGGGCUCAUGCCGUUGGACCAGACGGCCAGGUAACUGGCUUGGAGUAUGAGCCCGAGUACGCCAAGCUCUCCAACGAGGGAUUCGCAGCCAACGGCGUCAACAACGUUGAAAUUGUCGUCGGCCCUGCAUCUGAGACGCUACCAAAACUGAACCCCAGCAAGCCGUACGACCUCGUCUUCAUCGAUGCCGAUAAGACGGGGUACCCAGGUUAUCUGAGACAGCUCCUCGAGGGGUCUCAGCCCGGCAGCGCAAAGAGGAUUCUCCGACCUGGUGCCCUCAUCGUCUCGGACAACGUGUUGCGCCGGGGUUUGGUUGCGGAUGACAAGGCGCUCGGCGACGAGGAGCUCACUGGAGACAAGCUCGCCAACGUGCUGGCCUUGAGGGAGUUUAAUGACCUGAGCUUGAGCAACCCGCGAUUGGAGACGUUUGUCAUACCUCUGUGGGACGGUGUCAGCGUCAUCAGACUCAUUGAUUAGAUUAAUUGGGGAGCACGAGUUAUGUGUGUUUUGUUCCAGGUGGUUCAAAGGGGUUGUCUCAGGCUCAGUAUAAGUUUAAUUUGAUCGAGUACAUGCUACUACUGAAUAAAUGACAACAAGCAACAUGGAGAUGACGCAUCUCCUUGGUAUCGUAUCUGUAAUGUACAGGUGAAAAGAAAAUGUAAAAUGUCAUGAUUCAUAUUUGCGUAUAGAAAAGUAGCUCUAAAGAGCAUCUGGGGUAUUUCCCUUGGCUUAAUCCAACAGUAGUCAUUAGUCCUCCUCUCUCAUCUUCUCAACAUAAUCCAAAAACUCAAGUAAAAUUGCAGUGUGCCUCUUCUCAGCCCGCGUUACUUAGUAGCGGGUAGGGGAGGACUGGUAUGCAGCCAUCUUCUUGCUCUCACGGCUGCGGCGACGACGGCCUGAGCAGCAGGUGAAGAAGACAAUGAUGGUGGCAGCCAGGGCGAGAACAGCAGCGACAAGGACGAGCCAGAUACCGACAGCCCAUUCAGCGUUGAGGUCGAUGUCGGCGUUGUUGACCCGUCUCUUGACAAGGGCAAAGCCAGCAAAGUCACAGGCUAGGGCGACAAGAGUGACAAAGAAGGCCAAGAGGGCGACGAGCGACGACAUCAGGGAGCCCAAUGUGCCGGCGCCGAGGGCCAGGAGGAAGGCGAUGAAGCAGAGCCCGGUAGCAACGGGAUGCAGCACCAUGACAUAGGUCAAUGCCUUGGCCGUGUUUUCAGCAGCAUCAGAGAAUUCGACGACAUUGCCUCCAGCAGCGUUGUAGAUGACCGAGGCAGGGUUGUAGCCGAUCUGAGACUUGGAGCAUUCAUCGCCGCUCUCUCUGAGAAUGCAAUAACCAAAGGUGCCAAAGUUGAUUGUUGUUGGGGUCUGGCUAGUGUUGGUCCGGGCCAGCUCGUUAAGGUCGACCUUGAGGAUGGCGAUGUCGUUGACAACAGGAGCAGUAAUGUCAACAACAAUGAGCAAGACUGUCGCAGCGAACAGCAAGAAGCCGCCAAAAUGAUGGAUGAAUCGUCCAACGCCCAUUGUGAUGUGGUGUAUAGUGCGGUGUAAGAGUAGAACACGCUAGAGUAUAGAUGAUACAGCUGAUGAUAGUAAACAAAAAGAUAC
Messenger RNA from Fusarium vanettenii 77-13-4, 1885 nucleotides. RefSeq lists its product as uncharacterized. Gene Ontology annotation, molecular function: O-methyltransferase activity; S-adenosylmethionine-dependent methyltransferase activity. The coding region runs from base 29 to 757 and encodes 242 amino acids. Lineage: Eukaryota; Fungi; Ascomycota; Sordariomycetes; Hypocreales; Nectriaceae. The record is from RefSeq and is a predicted model, not a curated record. The transcript has 4 exons.